Messenger RNA from Salpingoeca rosetta, 1797 nucleotides. RefSeq lists its product as uncharacterized. The record is from RefSeq and is a predicted model, not a curated record. The transcript has 2 exons. NCBI's taxonomy places the organism in Eukaryota, Choanoflagellata, Craspedida, Salpingoecidae. Bases 1 to 1797 code for a protein of 598 amino acids.
AUGAGGAGGUUUAUGGCAUGCUUGCUUGUCGCCAUCCUGUGCGGCAUUUUCGACAACAACAACAACAACAACCUCUUCCUUUGCGGGGUAAACGCGGAGGCCAACAUCUGCUCAACCUACAUCAAGAUUGAUGGGUGUGGCAGCAACACCUGCCCCGUGUACGCGGCACAGUUCUCCGUCUUGAACUCCGAUGGCCAGGGCGUCACGUACCAGCCAUGUCCCCCAAGCUUGCCAACGGGGUGUGAAGGUAGCUUCCCCGACUGUCUCAUCGAAAGCAACCAGGGCGGAAAAAUGACGCUGUCCACAAACGAAACGCUCACCAUUGCCGUGCGCGCGGAGGGCAUCGUCAGCAAAUCCACGUGCUCCUUCUCCUUCUCCGACCUCACCAGUGCCCGGCGGUGCCAGCUGAACGUGGGCCUCACUGGCGGCCGCACCGCAUUCUUCACCCUCGACUUCCAACUCGACAACAUCGACCAUGGCGAGCCGUGCGCGGAGUCCACGACCUGCGAGUCUGACACCUGCAAGGGCGGCAGAUGCUGUCACCCGUACGCGGCAAGUUUCGGGCAAUUGUGCACUGCGUGCGACGCCUCGGGCGGCUGCAGCCAGUGCACAACAGGCAAAUGUGGCUCCCCAUACUGCUGUGCUCCUGGAACGUCAAGCCGCUGCACCCGCUGUGGCUACAAUGGGCAGUGCACGGCAUGUGCCAGCCCCUACACGCUGUCCAAUGGAUACUGCUACUACCCGGGCACCGCCUAUUCAAGCACCACCACGACAACGACCACACCGUUUUCCUAUGGCCGAAACUGCGCCUACAACUACCAGUGCCCUUCUGGCAAAUGUGGCUACCCGUACUGCUGCCGCCCCGGUGUGUCAAGCCGCUGCGCUAGCUGCAACUACUACGGCUCUUGCGUGGCGUGCUACAGCGGCUACACCCUGUUCGAUGGCAACUGCUACUACACAUCAACCACAACCACGCAGUCGCCCAGCGUCGCAACCGCCUAUGCCCGCACCUGCUCCUACAGCAGCCAGUGCGAAAGCUACCUGUGCCGCGGCAGCUACUGCUGCAAUUCAGGCGUGUCCAGCGCGUGCGAGUCAUGCAAUUACCUCGGCCAGUGCUCCUCGUGCCAGUCUGGGUACUACGUGCAAAACGGCAACUGCAUUUACCAGGGCAGCGCUUAUGCCGGGGAUUCGUGCGUCUCGGAUGGCGUUUGUCAGAGCGGGUUCUGCUCUAACUACAGGUGCUGCUCCGGCUACGUCAACGGCUGCACCUCCUGCGAUGUGUACGGCAACUGCGACAGGUGCGCCUCUGGCUUGCAGCUGGACGACAACGGCGAAUGCUCUGACAUCAGGAGCGCGUACGAUGGCGGCUACUACUGCGACAACGACGAACACUGUUCCUCCGGCAUAUGCCGCGAAUCAUCGUGCUGCAACUACGAAAUUGACACCCUGUGCACCGCCUGCGAUGCAUAUGGUCAGUGCACAGCCUUUGGUGACUCGCCCGCCACCAACUCCAAGAGCUCCUCCUCCACUACAUCUUACAUCAUCCCGAUAGCCGCCAGUGCCGGGGCUGCCUUCUUCCUCUUCAUCGUCAUCAUCAUCGCCACCGCCGUUCGCCGCAGGAGGAACACCACCUCGCGCGUGGGCGUCACGCACACCGUGGCCGCUGCCCCCAUCGCCAAGACGAAGGAGGCCACCGUUGUGCAGCCGGGACCAGACAACACCAGGCGCGUCUUUGGCCUCUUCUGGCUGCCGGAAAGCGAUGAUGAAAACUCAGACAGUGACGAGGAUGACGUGUAA